Messenger RNA from Teleopsis dalmanni, 697 nucleotides. RefSeq lists its product as uncharacterized. NCBI's taxonomy places the organism in Eukaryota, Metazoa, Arthropoda, Insecta, Diptera, Diopsidae. The record is from RefSeq and is a predicted model, not a curated record. The coding region runs from base 35 to 553 and encodes 172 amino acids. The transcript has 3 exons.
CGCUGUUACAUCAAUUAUCAUCAGUAUUGGCAUUAUGUGCUGGAUAAUAACAAUUGCACAAUUUCGACUUAAAUCAGGUGCUAUAAAAUAUGAUCCCGUUCCAACUACAUUAGAUCAAUGUGAAGCUAAAAACUUAAAUUUUAUUCUUAACUCAAUAGCUAAAAAUGGCAAUAACACCAAACAAAUUGAAGAUUUCGAAGUAACCCCAAAUCCAUUAGUAACAACUGCCUUCACAAGUAACAGAGAUUUUUCCAUAUUUGAAAUAUCUUUCUUUUGGUAUAAAGUUCUAGGUGGUUUAAUUGUUUGGGUUGUGGCAAUUCCUUUAAGCUACUUUUGGAAGAGAGAUAAAUAUGAAAAAAUUAAUCCUAAACUGUUUACACCAAUUGUACGUAAAUUCAUUAAAUUCGACACUAUAGAAAUGGAAGAAAUGCCUUUAAAAUCUCCGAUUCUAAAUGGCGAAAAUAAUGCAACAAUAAUUAUGAGCAACGCUAAAAAUGGAGGCAUCGAUAAAACGCAGCAUCAAAAACAAAAUGGCGCCAAUGGAGAUGUCUAAAGCCGGCAUCUACCUUCAUCUCUUAAUAAAUCAUACAUCAUAAAGUGAUAGACGUCGUCACAAUAUCAUGCCAUAAAUUUUGAUUAAUUUAAAUAUAGUUAAAUUUAUUAAUAUAAUAUAAGAUUCUAGUGACAAUAAAUUUAA